UUCAGGCCGCCAUGUCCCCCGCGCGAAGCAGACAUUUAGCGCUCUUUUCUGCUCUGGGAAUCCUCACUCUAGCGCUUUAUUAUUGGCCUCUUUUAUUCUAUUUUUCUGUUAUUCUCGUAUUUCUUUUCAUUGUACUUUAUUGUCGCAGUCCAGAAGCACUUCUCGGACGAUUAGGCUUGGAUCCUCGGACUGGAGCGAACAUUCAGCGCGUGCUGCGGCGCUGGGGCUGGGCUUGGGGGGUUAGCGGCGUGUCGGUGCCUCCGCUGAGGCUGGAAAAGUUAAUCAGCGGCAAAAGCAAACUCCCAUCUCGGGAACCAUCACAGCUCUACGAGCGUAGGUUUGGAUCGGGUGGUCCGUAUCGACCGGAGGCUCAGAACAGCGAGUCAUUUCUGUUCAGCCCGCGAGACCUGCUCAUGGGGAGUUACAUCGCCAAAGCCGAGAGUCCGCCGUCGGAAAACUCGCUCCGAGCCAUAGCUCCACGGAACCCCGGGGAACAGCUGCGACUCGGGCUCGCCAAACCCAACUAUGCAGUGUACACUCCCAAACGCAGGCUGUCCUUUACCGGAGAGCCUUUGGGGUCAGCGGCCAGGUUCACCAUCACCCCCCAGCGACACUACCCCCUCCAGCAGCAGGGGGCACAUCCUGUGGGGCUCCUACCCCCACUCAGGUGGGACGGCUUCAGGCAGAAGAGUGUUCUCAGACCCCGGAACUCCUCUGUCUCCAGCCCAGUGACAGUGAAGAUCGCCCGGCCGGAUGGACCUGCUCACAGCUUGGAGCAUGUGGGCAGCCCAGUGUUCCCCAGGGCCACAGCUGACCCCUGCUCCAGAGAGAGUGUGCUCAAGGUGCUGAAGGAGAGCCGCAAGCGAGAAGUGGAGGACGAGGGGAGCGGCUUCACAGCCCAGCAGAGGAGCAAAAGGAGGCGCAAUGACAGUGGAGGAAGUGCUCAGUCUGCUUUUGAGCCUCUGCUGCCCAAUGGGACAUCCAGCCAGCUCAUCCCCAAGCCCGGCAGUUUGAAGAGAGGGCUGACAACAGCAUUGGAGGAACCCAGUCUGAAGCACUCCCGCACCUCCUCUGUGAGCUCAUCCAGUGGAGGGCCCCCCUUCAGAGGGACCCCGAGCUUCAACAGGAACCCCAUCUCCAGCUCCUACAGCUCCUCCAGGGGGAUGGGACAGCGAAAGAGGCCAUUAGCUGCAUCGCCUCUGUCCAGCACCGGGCCUUCACGUGCUCAGACUCCAGAGGGAAGCUCCAAAAAGACCAGAGAGGAGGAGCAGGAAUGUCCCAGCACAGAGUCAUCAGUGAAGUCCGACCGAGUCUCAGGACAGCUGCCUGUGCUAGAUGCAUUGUCACCUCCUCCCACUGAGCUUGGCACCAGCUCAACAGAGCUCACUGGGAGUGGAGGGAAGCGUAAGCGUAAGAUACAGCUCAUGACCCGAGACCCAAGCCUUUCUCUGCCUCCCCCUCCAGAGCUGGGCUACACUGUCACAGCGAAGGACCUGGAUGAGGAGAAACGCAGCACUCUCAACAAGAUCUGCAAGGUCCUGGAGACGCCUACUCCUGAGACCACCACCUCCAGUGCUCCCUUCACUGUUGGCUCUAGUGGAACCCUCAGCACCUCAGUUGUGACCUUGAGCAGUACCCUGGGUACCUCUGUGAUUGCGGGGGGUGGCAGCAGCACUCCUACGUUAAGCAAUGCGGAGGGUGCUUCAGCUCAGACCAACAUCCUUCUGGAGUCUCUGAAGAGGAAGAGCCCUGGCCCUGCCUCAGUGACUGUGUCGACUCAGGUCCAGCCCACUGUGGCCCCGCAGCCGUCGCUCCCUCCUGUCUCUACCUCUGUGGUGCCUCCAGCAACAGCCUCGUGUCAGCAGCCCCCUGCCCCUGCUCCUACUUCUACUCCAGGUCUCUUCAGCCUGCUGUCUGCUUCCUCCAGCACAUCCGCCCCUGCUGCCAGCGUUGCCCCCUCUCAGCUGACCUCGGGCUUCAAACCAAUCUUCAGCACCCCCAGCAGCACCCCCAGUAGCACCCCUAGCAACACAGCUGCUGAUACCAAACCUCUCCAGAACUUUAAGCCCAUUUUUGGCACUGCUCCUGAAAGUGCUGUGUCCACCUCAGCCUCCUCUGCCUCACUCCCUGUGUCCAGUGGCUCCAGUAUCACCACCACAGCUUCUCUGUUCUCGGUCAAUGCCGCGGCCAUCAGUGGGGGGUCAGCUCUCACACCCAUGUUUGGAGGCGCUUCUGGGAACUCACUGCAGGUGUCUUCAACUCCUGGGACCAAGCCACCCAGCUCCUCUCAGACUGGAGUGAGCCUUGUACAGACGGCUCCCACUCAAAGCAGCAAUGGAGGGGCCACGUUUGGAGGCUUCGGGACCAUCAGUACACUGGCCCCUCAAACAUUUGGGACCACCACCACACAAGCUCCUCCCCCUUACGGGACCACCUCCACACAGGCCCCUCCAGCUUUCAGCUCCACUGCUUCCGCCUCCAUACAGGCCCCUCCCACUUUCAGCUCCACCGCCUCCACACAAGCUCCUCCUACCUUUGGCUCCACUUCCUCCACACAGGCCCCUCCCACUUUUGGCUCCACUGCCUCUACACAAGCCCCUCUGACUUUCGAGUCCACCGCCUCCACACAGGCCCCUCCCACCUUUGGUUCCACCGCCUCCACACAGUCUAAUACCUUUGGGAGCACCAUGUCACAGUCUACAUUCACUUUUGGGAAGUCAUCUUUAGACUCUAGUGCGACUCAGCCCAGCUUCAGUUCCACAGCAGAACCUCCCAAAGCCUUCACAUUUGGAGCGACGCCCUCAGCUCCAGCUUCACAGACUGCUCCUCCUGCUCUGGGACAGACCCCCAGCACAGCGCCCUCCUUUGGGACUCUGCCUAAGCCUUCCUUCUCCUUUGGCAGCUCCACAGCCGCAGCUCCCGCCUUUGGAACUGAGGCCCCUCAGAGCUCCGGCGCCUUCACGUUUGGCAGCUCCGGUCAGCCACCUGCCCCCUCCAACACCCAGCCCUCAGCUGUAUUCAAGUUUGGGGCUUCAUCAGCCCCCCAGUUUGGGACGCCCGUCAAUACUGCACCCCAGAUGGGAGCGUUCACAUUUGGGGCCACGAACUCCGAUAAACCAGCUUUUGGACCCACAGUCCCUGUGUUUGGUGCUCCUGCUCCCAUCCCCUUUGGAAGUCCAGGGACUCUAGGCCAGAGCUUCAACACUGCUCCUUUUGGCUCUCCAGCCACCCCCUCCUUUUCCAUUGGUGCUGGUUCAAAACCUUCAGCCACGCGCCAAAGACUCCAGGCUCGACGACCACACAUCCGCAAGAAGUAACCAGCACCAGAAGUAACCACACAGCUCCACACACUGGCCUAAGCACAGACCUGGUGCUGAGCUGGAACAUGCAUUGAAGGCUAAAUGCACGCUGGACUACCUUCCCCUGAGUGGAUUUCUCCCUCUCUGUUCACCAAUUAGAACAUCAAAUGUGUUCAGCAAGCCGCCUCCUGCUGCAUUUGUGUUUUACUAAAGAAACAAUGGUCAGUGACCAUCCUUGAACUGCUCAGAUGGGCUUAGACCUUAACAUGGAGCUCCCUCUUUGUUAAGCUGUAGAUAUAUUAUGUGCAUAAAUAAUUUUUAUGUAAAUAAAUAUUUUUCUGAACAUCCUGCA
Molecule: messenger RNA, 3651 nt
Organism: Boleophthalmus pectinirostris (great blue-spotted mudskipper)
Lineage: Eukaryota; Metazoa; Chordata; Actinopteri; Gobiiformes; Gobiidae
Gene: pom121
Product: POM121 transmembrane nucleoporin
Exons: 13
Coding region: 12-3317 (1101 amino acids)
Biological process (GO): RNA export from nucleus; protein import into nucleus
Cellular component (GO): nuclear pore
Molecular function (GO): structural constituent of nuclear pore
Source: RefSeq, a predicted model, not a curated record